CACGCGCCCCGGCGGCUGUCACCGGAAGUACGUAGUUCAGAUUUCCUCUCUUGCCCCGUGCGUGGUCUGCUGUUGCAGCGAGGCUUAUUAGCUGAAAAAUAAACUGAAAUAAAGGGAAUAAACGUAGUAUCCUACCAGAUGGAAGAAGAGGAGUAUGACCCUUAUACCCACCCAAGUGACUAUGACUACCACACGGGUGACCCUAAAGCUGAUCUGGCUUUUGAACGCCAGUAUGAGCACCAGCAGACCUACCACGUGAUCCCUGAGGUCAUCAAGAACUUCCUGCAGUAUUUUCAUAAAACCAUCUCUGAUCUGAUCGACCAGAAGGUUUACGAGCUGCAGUCCAACCGCGUGUCCAGCGAGAGCAUCGAGCAGAAGAUCUACGAGAUCCAGGAUGUUUAUGAGAACAGCUGGAACAAGCUUACAGAACGCUUUUUCAAGACGUCUCCAUGGCCAGAGGCAGAAGCCAUUGCUUCCCUUGUUGGAAAUGAUGCUGUUUUCCUGAUCCUCUAUAAGGAGCUGUACUAUAGACACAUCUAUGCUAAAGUCAGCGGAGGUCCAACUCUGGACCAGAGGUUUGAAUCCUACUACAAUUACUGCAACCUUUUCAACUAUAUCCUCAAUGCUGAUGGACCAGCACCAUUGGAGCUUCCUAACCAGUGGCUGUGGGACAUUAUUGAUGAGUUUAUUUACCAGUUCCAGUCAUUUAGUCAGUAUCGCUGCAAAACAGCCAAGAAAUCUGAGGAGGAGAUUGAGUUCCUGAGGAACAAUCCCAAGAUCUGGAACGUUCACAGCGUGCUGAACGUUCUCCACUCUCUUGUGGAUAAGAGCAACAUCAACAAGCAGCUGGAGGUGUACACCAGCGGAGGUGAUCCUGAGUCUGUCGCUGGGGAAUAUGGCCGUCACUCUUUAUACAAGAUGUUGGGUUAUUUCAGUCUGGUGGGCUUGCUGAGGCUUCACUCUCUGUUGGGUGAUUACUAUCAGGCCAUCAAGGUCUUGGAGAACAUUGAACUUAACAAGAAGAGCAUGUACUCAAGAGUGCCUGAGUGUCAGAUCACCACCUACUACUACGUGGGUUUUGCGUAUCUGAUGAUGAGACGCUAUCAGGACGCCAUCCGUGUCUUCGCCAACAUCCUUCUCUACAUCCAGAGGACCAAAAACAUGUUCCAGAGAUCCACCUACAAAUAUGAGAUGAUCAAUAAACAGAACGAGCAGAUGCACGGGCUGCUGGCAAUUGCUCUUACCAUGUACCCCAUGCGCAUCGACGAGAGCAUCCACACGCAACUCAGAGAGAAAUACGGAGACAAGAUGCUGCGCAUGCAGAAAGGAGAUAUUCAGGUGUUUGAAGAGUUGUUCAGUUUCGCCUGCCCCAAGUUCCUGUCCCCUGUUGUUCCAAACUAUGACAACGUUCAUCCAAACUACCACAAAGAGCCAUUCCAGCAGCAGCUGAAGGUGUUUGCUGAAGAGGUUCAGCAGCAGGCACAGCUCUCCACCAUCCGCAGUUUCCUGAAGCUCUACACCACCAUGCCUGUGGCCAAGCUGGCCGGAUUCCUGGACAUGACGGAGCAAGAGUUCCGUAUUCAGCUGCUGGUCUUUAAACACAAGAUGAAGAACCUGGUGUGGACCAGCGGCGUCUCUGCUCUGGAUGGAGAGUUUCAGUCUGCCUCGGAGGUUGACUUUUACAUCGACAAGGAUAUGAUCCAUAUCGCAGACACCAAGGUUGCCCGUCGUUAUGGAGAUUUCUUUAUCCGACAGAUCCACAAAUUUGAGGAGCUCAACCGGACUCUGAAGAAAAUGCCUCUGACUGGAGCUGCUUCAAGUACCACCAGCGUUACACCACGUGCCACAUAAUAAUCACCCCACCGGACCAAUCAGAACCCGUCUUAUUGGACUGUGAUAUUUUCCUGAACUUCUCAACCGAUCAGGAAUCACCGCUGAUACUAAUGAACCAAUCAAAGCCUAUUUCUGAAGUAUACUAUCUCAUUCAGCUUUAAGUUUUUUUUAAGUCAAUAAACUUUGAUGUGGCUAAAAUUG
Triplophysa dalaica is the source of this 2034-nucleotide messenger RNA. RefSeq names its product eukaryotic translation initiation factor 3, subunit 6 interacting protein (gene eif3s6ip). Gene Ontology annotation, molecular function: translation initiation factor activity; protein binding. Gene Ontology annotation, cellular component: cytoplasm; eukaryotic translation initiation factor 3 complex. Bases 139 to 1851 code for a protein of 570 amino acids. Gene Ontology annotation, biological process: translational initiation. The record is from RefSeq and is a predicted model, not a curated record. The transcript is spliced from 15 exons. Lineage: Eukaryota; Metazoa; Chordata; Actinopteri; Cypriniformes; Nemacheilidae.